Messenger RNA from Magallana angulata, 9239 nucleotides. Its product is annotated as fibrillin-3-like. The transcript has 67 exons. Gene Ontology annotation, molecular function: calcium ion binding; chitin binding. Gene Ontology annotation, cellular component: extracellular region. The record is from RefSeq and is a predicted model, not a curated record. The coding region runs from base 111 to 8618 and encodes 2835 amino acids. NCBI's taxonomy places the organism in Eukaryota, Metazoa, Mollusca, Bivalvia, Ostreida, Ostreidae.
AUGAUACUGCGAGAUACGAAAGUUUAGACCUCUCUCUAACUCUCCCCCUUAUUUUUCGCUAGUGUGUCGGACAAGAAUUUUACUUUGUGAUCGUUUAUCCAUGUUGCUGAAUGGAAAAGAAGACGAAAAUCUUAACUGUUCCAUGGAAUGACAGACAAAAUGGCGGCCUGAGAAUGGAGGGAGAGCCGGACUGGAUCAGUCGAAUGGCGGAGGAGCAGGUGAUCGUCAGGCAGUCCAGCGGUGAGGAGGCGGACCGGUCCUCAAGUGAGGGCGCGCAGGAAGAUGAGGACCCGAAUGGGGUAAUCCAUUUCAACAACGACAGAAGCAGUAAUACAUCAGUGUAUAACAAUGUGUCUCGGCAUCAUGUGGCGGACAAAUCCAGACAGACAGAGUAUACAAACGUUGGCAAAAAAUACAUAGUGACCGGAAACGGACAUAAUUCUAACCAUCUACACAACGGACAAUCGCACAAAGUGCAUUACGCUGACAAUAUAGGAAUUAUUUCCACGAAAAAUUCCCCGCCAAGUUCUAUAAAUGAACUAGACAAAAAGAAACAGAAAGAGAUAGAAAGAAAGAGGCGCCGGAGGAUAUGUACUGUGAUUCUUCUGUUACUCCUGGCUUUAAUCAUUGGGUUCGGAGUCGGGCUAUUAGUGUAUUUCUUAUUAAUGAAUGGUGGAUCAAACCAAUCCCUGCAAGAGGCACAAAGAGAAUCGAUUCUCGUAAAGUUGAAGCUGCCAAUCUUAAAUGAAACCUACACACCCGAUAUGGCAAACGUCAAUUCCAGUGAUUUUCGACGUAUUUCGGAACCCCUCUGUGAGGAGAUGGAAUUUUACUUUCAACACGAAAAAGGUUUCGUUAAAUGCAAUAUCAAUGAAAUAAGAAACGUUUCCAAAUCCAUUGAGUGCACCUGCAAAUCAACAACACAUAAGAGGGAUCACACUUCCCUAGAAGUGGGGGUGGAUCUAACGUUUGUCGAAUCACUGCGAGCAGAGGACAUCCUCCGGAUACUGGACACCAAGGCCAAGAAGGUGUUCUUUGACGGAUUCGAGGUGGUGUUGAUAAAGAACUUCAUCGUGGACAUCAAAGGAAACGGCCAGAAUGGUGGAUGUCUCCCAUCACCAUGCCAGAACAAUGGAAUCUGCCAAACCACAGAUGAUGGAGAUAUAUCAUGCGCAUGCCCAGUUGGAUGGACCGGAACACGAUGUGAAAUUGACAUCAAUACUUGCAUCCGGUUUCCUUGUGGAAACAACGGAGUCUGUCAUGAAAAGCUUGGAGAAGAUUCAUGUAUUUGCAAACGAGGCUGGGACGGACGCCAGUGCGAAAUAGAUGUGAACGAGUGUUUGAACGUUCCGUGUAAGAAUGGCGCCACCUGUGUGAACACGGACGGUUCCUUCUACUGCACCUGUCCCUCCUCCUGGGAGGGCGCCUUCUGUGACAUCGACAAAGACGAUUGUGCAAGAUUCCCGUGCCAGCAUGGCGGUACCUGUACAAACGACAUCGGGUUUUAUAACUGUACGUGUAUCCCAGGAUGGACAGGACAGGACUGCCACCAAGAUGUGGAUGAAUGUGUCCUCACCCCUUGUUCUAACGGAGGGACCUGCCAGAACACCCUGGGGUCGUACCUGUGUAACUGUCCCGCAGGCUGGAUCGGAAGACAUUGUGACGUCGAUGUCGACGAAUGUGUCAAUUUUCCGUGUCAGCGAAGCGGUAUUUGCCUCAACACCAACGGGUCCUACACGUGUAAAUGUCCCAAUGGCUGGGAGGGCCAGAACUGUGAAUUUGAUGUAAACGAAUGCACAUCCAAUCCUUGUCAAAAUGGCGGAUUUUGUGAGAAUACAAAUGGGUUCUAUCAGUGUCGGUGUGGCGACGGAUGGAUGGGCCAAAACUGCCAGAUCGAUGUUGACGAAUGCCUUCAGUUCCCAUGCCAACAUGGCGGUCAGUGUCGUAAUUUGAAUGGGACCUAUUUCUGUGACUGUCCCGCGGGGUGGAUGGGACCGCAAUGUCAGUUUGACGUAAACGAGUGCGUACGACAGCCGUGUUCUAACAAUGCUGUGUGUGUCAAUGACAUGGGGUCCUACCGCUGUGUGUGUCCUGACGGCCUCACGGGACAGAACUGUGACUACGACAUAAACGAAUGCGUGUCAUCUCCUUGCUUAAACAACGGGACCUGUACAAAUACGAUUGGAUCAUACACCUGUGCGUGUUCGACUGUGUUUUCUGGAAAACACUGUGAAAACAAGUUAACAAGCUGCUUCUCCAUCACGUGUUACAAUGGAGGCACGUGCCAGGAGAACGCGGGAAAAGACACGUGUAUCUGUCAACCCGGCUGGACAGGAGACCAGUGUCAAUACGAUGUGAACGAGUGCCAACAGAACCCUUGCAAGAAUGGCGGGGUGUGUAACAACGUCGUAGGGUCGUAUGUGUGCACGUGUUCAGUGGGAUUCAAAGGGAAGGACUGUUCAGAGGAUGUAAACGAAUGUUUACAGAAUCCUUGCUCUAACAGCGUAACUUGUCAGAAUGUACCCGGAAGUUACACGUGUGUAUGUAAUUCCGGAUGGGCUGGGCAAGACUGCGACAUUGAUAUCAACGAAUGUUUGCGGAACCCUUGCAAAAAUCUCAGUCCAUGCACCAACUCUCCCGGAUCCUAUUCAUGCGCAUGCUCCCCGCAGUGGUCAGGACAAAAUUGCGACAUUGACGUUAACGAGUGUCUGUACUCACCGUGUCAUCACAAUGGCCGCUGUGACAACUUCCAGGGAGGCUACGUCUGUUCCUGUAAGAAUGGCUGGACGGGACAAAACUGUAAUGUCGAUAUUGACGAAUGCACGACCAAUCCCUGCAGUAAUGGCGCCCGGUGCGUUAACAUCGACGGUUCCUACGUGUGUAACUGUCCCAGUGGGUGGACCGGCUCAUUGUGUACCAUAGAUGUGAACGAGUGUGAUCAGAAUCCAUGCCUCCACGCCAGUGGGUGUGUGAACCGCCCCGGGAACUACAGCUGUCAGUGUCUGGCCGGGUGGACCGGGGUCAACUGUGAACAAGAUGUCAAUGAAUGUGCUACUUUCCCCUGUCUGAACGGUGGACUUUGUGUGAACACAGACGGUUCAUUCCAGUGUUCAUGUAAAGAUGGGUUCACUGGUUCACGCUGUGAACAAGAUUUUGAUGAAUGCCAGGAUACCCCGUGUAACAACGGGUUUUGCCUGAACUCCAAUGGAGGUUAUUCUUGUUCAUGUUAUGUUGGAUGGACCGGACUCCGCUGUGAUAUCGAUAUCAACGAAUGUCUAAACAUUCCAUGUAUACACGGGGCCUGUAGUAACACGAUAGGAUCCUAUACCUGCCAGUGUAACCCGGGAUGGAGGGGAAGCAAUUGUGACAUCGAUAUCAAUGAAUGCUCCAACAACCCUUGUAUCAACGGUAGUUGUACCAACACUGCGGGGUCCUACCAAUGUCAGUGUUUCAAUGGAUGGACCGGAACCAACUGUGAUCAAAAUGUGAACGAGUGUAUCUCCGGUCCAUGUCAAAAUGGCGCCGUUUGUCAAGAUUUUGUAGGAUCCUUUAUCUGUAGCUGUCUCGCUGGUUGGACGGGGCAGUUUUGUCAAACAGAUGUAAACGAGUGUCUGUACAACCCCUGUCAACAUAACUCUCCCUGUUCGAACACUCCCGGAAGUUAUCGGUGUGACUGUUCCCCGGGAUGGACCGGUCAGAACUGUGACAGUGAUGUGAAUGAAUGUGAACAAUUUGUGUGUAAGAAUGGAGGCUCCUGUGCCAACAUCAAUGGGUCCUACUCUUGUCAGUGUACGGCAGGCUGGACCGGACUCCACUGUGAAACAGAUAGGGACGAAUGUGCUGAAGGAAGGUGUCAAAAUAACGCCAAUUGCUACAACAGUGAUGGAUCAUAUGUUUGUAUUUGUCCAAAUGGAUGGCAAGGACGAGAUUGUGAAAUCGAUGUGAACGAGUGUUUGGCCUCACCUUGUUCCAAUGGCGGCACUUGCCAGAACCUGCCUGGUUCGUUUGUCUGUCAGUGUGCUCCGGGCUGGACGGGACAAACAUGUCAACAAGAUGUGGACGAAUGUUUGAAUUCGCCAUGUCAAAAUGGCGGUCUUUGUCAGAAUGCUCUGGGAACCUACUUUUGUACUUGCAAUGCAGGAUGGAAUGGUGUUCAUUGUGAAAAUGACAUAAAUGAGUGCCUGGUCAACAAUAUUUGUCAGAAUGGAGGCGUCUGCAUCAACACUGCCGGCUCCUACCAAUGUCAGUGCCCCUCCCAGUGGACGGGGGACAAUUGUGAGAUCGAUGUUAACGAGUGUUCCAACAGCCCCUGUCUACACGGGUCAGCAUGCACCAAUGCCAAUGGAUCCUACUCAUGUAUCUGCCGACCGGGCUGGGUCGGUAUACACUGUGAAUCCGACGUUAAUGAAUGCGAUACCCCGGACCAAUGCAAAAAUGGAGCCACUUGUUUGAACACUGAGGGCUCCUUUACGUGUUCGUGUCCUAUUGGUUGGGCUGGAGAAACAUGCCAGAUUGACGUAAACGAAUGCCAGGCCCUUCCUUGCAUACAUGGCGGAACUUGUACAAACCUACCAGGGUCGUACCAAUGCCAAUGCCAAGCCGGAUGGACGGGCAAGAACUGUGAACAGGAUGUUAACGAGUGCCUGACCCAGUCGCCUUGUCUGAAUGCUGGUACUUGCACAAAUACUCAGGGUUCCUUUUUCUGCACGUGUGAAAGAGGGUGGACCGGAUAUGAUUGUAGUCAGAACAUUAACGAGUGUCUACAGAGUCCCUGCCAGCAUAACUCCACGUGCGUUGACUUGCAGGGUUUCUACAGAUGUCAAUGUGACAGUGGAUUCACCGGGUAUAACUGUGAGCAAGACAAGAAUGAGUGCGAGAACAACCCUUGUCUCCAUCAAUCCACGUGUAUCAACCUUAUGGGCUCCUACAUGUGCAUUUGUCCUGCCGGGUGGAUUGGGCAAAACUGUCAGAUAGACAAAGAUGAGUGCAGUGGCGACCCUUGUAAAAAUGGUGGCACGUGUAUAAACAGCAAUGGUUCCUACCAGUGCAGCUGUGCCUCUGGUUGGACUGGUGUCAAUUGCACAAAUGAUAUCGAUGAAUGUCGAACAAACCCUUGCAAGAAUGGCGCAACGUGCUUGAAUACAUACGGGUCUUACAUAUGUACUUGUGCCCUGGGAUGGACUGGGGUCAAUUGUGAAAGUGAAUUCCUCAUAUGUCUAUCGGAUACGUGUUUGAAUGGCGGUACUUGUUUCGAUCGCCCUGGAACAUUUUUCUGCGCAUGCCCUACCGGAUUCACUGGUCAAAAAUGCGAAACAGACGUCAACGAAUGCCUAGACCCGGUAUCCUGUGUACACGGCACAUGUACCAAUGGCUAUGGCUCGUUUGUCUGCCGGUGUCACCAGGGAUGGUCUGGUGCAAACUGUGACAUUGACGUCAACGAAUGUUUGACAUCCCCUUGUCAAAAUGGAGGCACGUGUUUGAAUAUGGCCGGAUCCUACUCGUGCGCAUGUGCACAAGGAUGGAAAGGCAAAAACUGCACAGAAGAUAUAGAUGAAUGUUUCGCCUCACCUUGUGUCCAUGGGCUGUGCAGUAAUUUACCUGGGGAUUUCCAGUGUAUAUGUGAGAAGGGAUGGUCAGGUCGCUACUGUGAUCAAGACGUGGAUGAGUGUUUGAGUAACCCUUGUCAGAACGGAGGUACCUGCGUCGAUAAUUCCGGAUCACAUAGCUGUAUUUGUCUGGCGGGGUGGACAGGACAGAACUGUACUAUAGACAUCAACGAAUGUCUACAAUCUCCGUGUGUCCAUGGUUCGUGCAGUAACUUUGCUGGGUCGUUCCAGUGUAAUUGUGAUGCUGGGUGGACUGGGGCAUUGUGCGACAUAGACAUAAAUGAAUGCUUACAAUCCCCAUGUGUCCAUGGUUCAUGCAGUAAUUUGGCUGGGUCUUUCAAAUGUAGUUGUGAAUCCGGAUGGACUGGAACACUAUGUGAAACUGACAUCAACGAAUGUCUACAGUCUCCCUGCGUCCAAGGAGCAUGCAGUAAUUUAGCUGGUUCAUUUAAAUGUAGCUGUGAAUCCGGAUGGACUGGAACGUUAUGUGACACUGACAUCAACGAAUGUUUACAAUCUCCGUGCGUCCAUGGUUCGUGCAGUAACUUGGCUGGGUCGUUUCAAUGUAGCUGCGAUGUUGGUUGGACAGGAACAUUAUGCGACACUGACAUCAAUGAAUGUCUUCAAUCUCCCUGCGUCCAUGGUUCCUGCAAUAACUUGGCGGGAUCAUUCCAAUGUAUCUGUGAUGCUGGAUGGACAGGGGCAUUGUGUGACAUAGAUAUUAAUGAGUGUGCACAAACCCCGUGCGUCCACGGCACGUGCCAGAAUUCCGACGGAUCCUACCAGUGUAUCUGUGACCAGGGGUGGACGGGCCCGCAGUGUGACCAAGAUAUUAACGAAUGUUUGAGCACCCCUUGUGUACAUGGUACUUGUACUAACACUUUGGGAUCCUUCCAGUGUUCAUGUGAACCAGGGUGGACUGGGACAUUAUGUGACCAAGAUAUCAAUGAAUGUUUGCAAUCCCCCUGUGUCCACGGACAGUGUAGCGACACUCUGGGUUCAUACAGAUGUACUUGUGACGUAGGCUGGACAGGGACCAAUUGCGAAACAGAUAUCGACGAGUGUCUGACGUCACCGUGUAACAAUGGCGUCUGUACAAACACUGAAGGUUCGUUCCAGUGUACGUGUAACCAGGGAUGGCAAGGACCUUUGUGUGAUAUAGACAUAGACCACUGUUCUAAUAACCCGUGUGUUCAUGGAACCUGUACAGACACAGGGGCUUCCUACAGCUGUACCUGUGAUGAAGGAUGGACCGGUCCAAAUUGCAGCCAAGAUAUAAAUGAAUGCAUAACAUUAGCACCAUGUGCCAACGGAGGAACUUGUCUGAAUGUUGAUGGCUCCUUCCUGUGUACCUGCCCAGUGGGCUGGACGGGAACAACCUGCAAAACAGAUGUAAACGAGUGCUUAGCAUCUCCAUGUGUAAAUGGUAACUGCUCCAACACUCUGGGAUCCUAUACUUGUGUCUGUGACGCUGGUUGGACAGGAACAAACUGCAGUCAAGAUAUUGACGAGUGUCUCCAAACAUCGUGUUUCAACAACGGUACGUGUGUGAAUACCCCCGGCUCAUUUUAUUGUCAGUGUCCAAUUGGCUUGUCUGGCGCCAAAUGUGAUCUUGUUGACAUAACGGAUAUAACGCUUGUUUUUGACAUCGUCAACUUCCCUUGGGUUGAUGAUCUUGCUGACAAUUCUUCAAUAAUAUUUAAAAGCUAUGCUGGACGAUUUUGUCGAGAUAUGGAUGUUAUCUUUGCCGUUCGAGCGGCUGACUACCCAGGGUACUUGUAUUGUAAUGUGGCAGCUUUUGGACAAGACCCUCUGAACAUAACUGUGGUCCUAACUUUCGGGGGACACGAUUAUAUCAGUGGAUUUGAGAAACAGCUACGAGGGGCAAUAUUUGAGACAACAAAGGAAUACCGCUAUCUGAACUAUAUUGUCCAUUUGAUUGGAGACGUCCUCAUUGUUUCUGGCAAAAUAUCACAUGAUGCUUGGCUUACCAAUAUGACGAUGUACAUAUAUGACGACUUCCAGUAUAAACCGCAAUAUUCUGAUAUGAAUUCUACAGAAUUUAAAGCUUUUGAGAGUUCAUUCUGUGAUGAUAUUGACUUGUUCUUUAAGAACAGUAACCUUACCUCACGAUACUAUCGAUGUUUCUUCGAUUAUAUUGGUGCGGUUCGUCCUCACACUUUGACCUUCAUCAUGGUGUUCAAUGGCACGGACUCGGUGUCACGCGAGCAGACAACAGGCGUGAUUAGUGCAGGGGCUCCCCAUUAUACGGUGGAAAACCUAGAUCUGAUGUUCAUUGGAUCCAAUUUCUUCUACCUGCACCGAGGAUACAACAAAAUCGCCAUUAACCUUACAGAUUUCACCACCACAUCCGCCCCACCUACCACAGAAAGUCCACUGAAGACGCUAAUCAAUAUAACCUUUGUACUAAAGAAUCUGACAUAUACUAGUCAGCUGGCAAACACGGAAUCCCAGGAGUUCAAAUCACUAGCUGUACCAUUCUGUGGUUAUUUAACUGACCUAUACUCUACUAGAGACAGAUUUAAAUACAUCUAUGAACUCUGCCAGGUUAUGGCUUUUGUCCAAGAGGGAGGAAAGGAUAAGAUCAACUUCAUCCUACAAUUCAAGGGUGCUCAAGAUCCCACAUUGCAAGAAUUCAUUUAUGGAAUUCUAAUCGAAAACGCUCCUAGAGCGAUUGUAAAUGGUGAAAUCUCUAUCAUCGUGGGUCCGCUGGCUGUGUUUGAUGAUUCUCUGGCCAUCAACCAGGCCACUGUCACAUAUUCUCUGCCACCAGAGUCCACCACGCCCAGUUCUCCGCUGACCGCGGCGCCCCUCGUGACUGACCCUUGUAAAGACGCACCAGACAACGCAUAUAUCCCCGUUCCCGGAAAAUGUCAUCAGUUCUAUAAAUGUUCUUUUGGAAUUUCCUACAUGUUUGAAUGUCCAGGAAACACUGUAUUUUUCCAGGACAGAAACCAAUGUGAUAACAACGAUGGCACAAUUAAAUGUUAAAUGUUAAUCAUUAGAACAAGUGUUCUUGGUUGAGAAAUCCAUUUUCAUGGACUCAUUUUUUAGUAUUUAUUCAAUUUUCAUGUUGACGUCAUCGCAUCAUGUUUUUUGUCAUAAUAAUUGGUUUUAUUUUGUUAACGUCUGCUUAUAAGUGCCGUCGUGUGCUUUUAAAUUGGCUUUAUAUACAAUUGUAUAUAUGUAUUGCACAAACUCGUGCUAUUUUUGUUAUGACUCAAAUAUUCUCAUGUUUUACGUCAGAUUACUUUACAUAUUGGACACAAAUAAAUCAAGAUACAUUUAACGCUGUUGAUCUUGUUCAUUCUAAGCGUUGAUGUAGAGUUUUCUGAUAGUUCAAUAUGGAAUUUUUGGCGGAGUGAUCUGUGUCAUAACUGAGAGUUAUUUUAAGAUUCAGAAGGAAAGCAUGCAAUUUUUUAAAGGCAUCUCUUUGUAUGAAAAGUAUGACCAUUGCACAGUCUUUUAAUUGCCAGCCGUUAAAAUCUUAUGCCCAAGAGCAAUCCCAGUAGCAUGUUGAAAGUAUGUGUUACACUUAAUAUUUUUAAACAUUAAGAUUGCUUUUGUUUGUAUUCAGGUACAUUCUUGGUGAAUAAAAGACGGAAGUUAAAA